AGCGUCACUGCUGCGCCAUGGCGUCCCUCGUCCGCCUCGCCGUGCUGCUGCUCGCGCUCACCGCACUCUCCGAGGCCGCCCGUCGAGGACGAAAUGGCGGGCGUGGCGGGCGUGGCGGGCGCGGCGGGCCCGGAUGUGGCAAGCACGACAUGCCCCCCAGCAUGGCCAUGGACUUCGACCUGCAGGCGGCCGGCUGCCUCCCCGACGACUUCGAGCUCGAUAUGAGCGCCUGCAACGCGACGGCGCAAGCCGCCGGCACCGGCAUGAAGGGUCUGCUGGAGUGCAUGGCGGAGAGCUUUAACCUUGUGGACGACCAGGGCCUGAACGAAAGCGCCCAGGACGAGCUGCUGGCCUCGGUCUCGUCCGACAGCCAGUGGCAGGAGACGCAGCGCCAGCAUCUCCAGCUGUGCGAGAUGAUGAUGAGCCCCAACAUGACGGUGUCGCAGCAGGGCGUCUACUUUUUGGCCUGCUGGCACAGCCUCAGCGUUCUCGAGUGCAAGCGGACGAAGAUGGAGGAGCUCGGUGCGUCCGUGGACGCCGAGAACGGCGGCGAUGUGGGCCAGGCGCUCGUUUAUCUGGCCGAGGGCCACUGCUUCAAAAGUCUGUACAACGAAGACAAGAAGGAUACGUUCGUGACCUGCAUGGCGGAGACUGGUCUGGACUUCGGCGAACUAAAGGGUGGCUUCAAGUACGCUGCCGCCUACCUGUCGGCCGUCCAGAGCGGCGACAACAGCGUGGAGCCGCCGUCAGCCGAAGACGUGGCCGCUGUGGGUGAGCAGCUGGACCUGCUCUCAAAGACUUCCAACUGCUCCAUGCAGGCGCUCGGCGAAGCUGACGGCAACGAGGUCAACUUUGACGUCAUGCGCGCCAACGUGGAAGACACGGAAGGGCCGGAGUGGAUGAAGCAGGCUGCCGUGGCCAUCGUUGACGAGUGCUCCCGCCAGGAGGACACCACCGUGACCGGCGCUCUCAUCUGCUGGCACACGUCCGCCGCCUACGCCUGCAUCUCGGUCAGGUCGCACGGACUGGCCCUCAUGGAGCCGGGCCAGCGGCCGGGCCGUGGCGGCGGACGGGGGCGGGGCGCGAACCCGCACGCGCACAAGUUUCGGCAUGAUGAUGGAGUGAUGCACUCGAUGCUCAUGACAUGA
Molecule: messenger RNA, 1148 nt
Organism: Pollicipes pollicipes
Lineage: Eukaryota; Metazoa; Arthropoda; Thecostraca; Pollicipedomorpha; Pollicipedidae
Exons: 4
Coding region: 18-1148 (376 amino acids)
Source: RefSeq, a predicted model, not a curated record